Messenger RNA from Acinonyx jubatus (cheetah), 1041 nucleotides. It is a transcript of the gene AIF1, whose product is annotated as allograft inflammatory factor 1. The transcript is spliced from 5 exons. The coding region runs from base 443 to 916 and encodes 157 amino acids. Lineage: Eukaryota; Metazoa; Chordata; Mammalia; Carnivora; Felidae. Gene Ontology annotation, biological process: ruffle assembly; actin filament bundle assembly. Gene Ontology annotation, cellular component: ruffle membrane; actin filament. The record is from RefSeq and is a predicted model, not a curated record. Gene Ontology annotation, molecular function: actin filament binding; calcium ion binding.
GAGAGAGAGAGAGAGAGAGAGAUAGAAUCUGAAGCAGGCUCCAGGCUCCAAGCUAUCAGCACAGAGCCCGAUGCAGGGCUGUACUCACGAACCUGGGAGACCAUGACCGGAGCCAAAGUCCGAGAGUUAACAGACUGAGCCACCCAGGCGCCCCCAAGGCUUCUUUCUUUCAUGCACACACUGGGCUCUCCUUAAGAGGAAUUUGGGAGAAUGCUAUUUUCUCUUCUCCAUCCUGCAGCACCCCCCCCCCUUCCUUCUGGGGUGCUCUUGUCAGCAAAAGCUGAUGGGGAAGUGAAGCCUGGGACUAGAGGAAAAGCGAAUAAGGGGAAAGGGGAAGUCUGGGAGGGAGGCCUCAGAAGAGGCUGAUGGGAGAGGAGACAGAGAGGGCGCCAGCUUAGUCUGUACCCACCGGUCCACCGGCCUCUCCAGCAGCUGCUGAGCUAUGAGCCACACCAGAGAUUUACAAGGAGGAAAAGCCUUCGGGCUGCUGAAGGCCCAGCAGGAAGACAGACUGGAUGAAAUCAACAAGGGCUUGGUUAGCAACUCCUUUCUCAAUCCCCUGCCGUGCCCCCUCCCGAGGACCCUCCAGCCAGCGCUGACCCUAUCUGCUUUCUCCCCUCACCCAGAGAAAUACAUGGAGUUUGACCUGAAUGGAAACGGAGAUAUCGAUAUCAUGUCCCUGAAGCGAAUGCUGGAAAAACUCGGGGUCCCCAAGACCCACCUGGAGCUGAAGAAACUAAUCAGGGAGGUGUCCAGCGGCUCUGGGGAGACUUUCAGCUACUCUGACUUUCUCAAGAUGAUGUUGGGAAAGAGAUCUGCCAUCCUAAAAAUGAUCCUGAUGUACGAGGAGAAAGCAAGAGAACAGGAGAAGCCAGCAGGUCCCCCAGCCAAGAGAAAUAUCUCUGAAUUGCCCUGAUUUAUGGUAGGGGAGAUGUGGUGGGAUUGAUGGGGUUCCUAAUCACCCCAGCAUGGAAAAAGAACACAGAAUUGUGAGCCACAGUUACACUAAAUUAAAUAAACUAUCCUCCUUCUCCAGAUCAA